Messenger RNA from Acanthaster planci (crown-of-thorns starfish), 9613 nucleotides. RefSeq lists its product as uncharacterized. NCBI's taxonomy places the organism in Eukaryota, Metazoa, Echinodermata, Asteroidea, Valvatida, Acanthasteridae. The record is from RefSeq and is a predicted model, not a curated record. Gene Ontology annotation, biological process: microtubule bundle formation; microtubule depolymerization. Gene Ontology annotation, cellular component: microtubule plus-end.
ACACCAUUACUAAACUGGCACUACGCUCAUGCAUGUAUUGAUGUGCGUCCACUUCAACAAGUCACAGCCACUAGCGGUUAAAGAGAUGUGUGUUUUCAUUGAGAGGGGUACAGUGGUGGCCGUGGCCCCCGUGACAAAAAGGAACAAACAUUUGUUCUUGUUUUUGAAAAAGGAUUUUUUUUUUUACUAUACUUAGGGGGACUUUUCUCCCAACUUUAUUUUAGGAUGUGACCGGAGUAUUAAGAUGUGUUAUUUUUUGCACCAGCUUGAAGGCAGGCAUUGUAAGCUGUACCUGAGCAGAUGUGCUCAUACAUCAACUGCCGAGAGUGCCUGUUAAUUUCUUUGAAGUGGCUAAACACAGGGAGGAGUUGAGGCACGAACAAUCGUUAGAUGUGGCCUAUUUAAUCCUCAUCAAUAAUCUCGGGAUCAAUAGCUGGCUUUCAGCACUGGAUUCGCCAGCCCCGGCAAACUGUUAAUUAGCAGUAUUGAUGGUAAUGAUUGGACCCUUAGGAUCUAAAGAACAAUGCCCUGUGUCUGGCAAGGUUGGGGUUACAUAGGUGUUGUGUGGAAAUGUACAUGUAGCCAAGCUGACAGCUGAAUAUAUACUGCAUUGGAUACACACACAGAUGUGCACAGGGUUGGCUGAAUGCCUCGGUCUACAUGUGCUAUACAUGUAGACUGGUACCUACUGUUCAGAGAGGCGGAAUAAUGAACUAGUGUACCGGUACAUGAACAUUUUAGUUUGAGAAAGGACGUUUUGAAGUAUCUGAGCAGCUGUGUACAGUAUCAUGCAACUGACAAAAAGAGAGAAGUUGACAGUGACUCGUCUUCAACGAGAGCUCACCAAGACCAAAUCAGACAACAAUCUGCAACGGGACGCCAUCAUGCGAGACUUGGCUGAGGAGCGACAAUCACGACUAGAUGCUGAGAAACGACUGAAGGAUGCUCUUCUUGAAGGAGAGACCUACAAGACACGACUGGAGGCUCUCCAACAAGACCUGACUAAGAUGCAAGGCAUGCUGAACAGUGUCAUGGAGUACAAGACCAAGAUGGAGCAGAUGAAGGAAGAACACAGCGCGACGGUACAGACUCUGGAGAAUGAUCUGAAGAAGUGCCAGACUCACAUCAGCAACUUGGAGCAAGAGAACAGCAAUCUACUUAGUGAAUGUCAUGCACUGGAGACCAAGGUUGGGCAGGAGGAAGUCAUGAAGGAAAAGACGAUGCUCUUGGAGAGAUUACGAAUCUUGGAAGCGGAGAAUUCAGCUCUGGUCCUAGAGAAUGAGAAUCAAAGGGAACAAUAUGAGAAAUGUCUUGAUGAGGUGGCCAAUCAAGUAGUUCAGGCACUCUUGAUGCAGAAGGAUCUUAAAGAAGAAUGCAUCAAGUUACACAACCGUGUGCGUGAAUUAGAACAACAAAAUCGCAACUUGAAAUGUUUGUUUGAGAGAGAUCGUCAAUGCUGCGGACCACUCUCACCCAUUCAGGGCUGUUUCCAACACCCGUUUUCUAAUCUCAUGUCACUGGGUCCCACGUCCUCGCUCUCCACUGGCCAAUCACAGAGCUUGGCUCCACCCAGCAGCAAUGCCAGCCCCGUCCUGCUCAGGCCCAGUCGAAUCCCUGACAGGGGACCGAGACAGGAACAGCUCAACAGCAGCGAGGGUCUGUCCUCUGACUCAUCACAUCCUGCUUCAUCAUGCGAACCAGCCCAGGGUAGUCCGGUGCACGGCGCCAAGCCGGUGCUAUAUCAGCUUCAUGGAUCGCCACAUUCCAAGUCUCCACAGCACAGACUACCAAUCACGCAAUGUCAUGAACACAUCAACACUACGUAUAAAGAGACUUCACCAGACUCUAGUUAUCCCUUGACCAAUGGAGGGCAUCCUGUUGAUUCUCUUGAUCUGUAUCCAUUACACCGAACCAUGCCAGAUACCAGCUUGGAUUUGCUAUCCCCUCAGCGGGAGCAGUUGAUGUACUCACAAAACUGUGAGACAUUCGCUGAGUACCGACGUGGGCAGCUCUCCUCCAGGAGCAAUGGACACCACCACCACCACAGCAGCAUGAUCAGUUUUAAUGUUGCUGAGAAUGAUGUAAAUGACGGAGCUGGUGAAGUCAUGGGACUUGAAGAUCUGGAAUGGGAGCACACAUUACUAUCUCCUGCCUCCCAGCGACACUUAGGAGAGAUGGGAAAGCCUGUCCGCCAUUUGCCAAAUGGACUAGUAACCAGUCCUGCCAAGGCACUGGCACUCAGGAACUGUUAUGCAAAUUCAAAUGCAGAGAGGAAACUAGGAGGUGGUUUGGGAUGUAGCAGAGAAGCAGGAAGGAAUGGUUUCAGUCUUGGGGAGCAAUACACCAAACCCUUUGUCCACGCACCUUUUCACUAUGCCCAGAGCCUUCUCCAAGAGUUGAAGGACAUCAGCAGCAGUGUUAAAAGUUUUGAGACCUUGACUCUUGAGCCUAAGUCUGGUGUGCAGCAGAAACGCAAAGCAAGCUUGGAGAUACAACCCCCUCAGUCCAGACAGAAAGUAGUCCGGUCUCAGCCAGGCAGACCACCAGACCAUAUCUUCACGUUGUCAUCUUCAGGACAAGGGAGUGGCUAUGAUGCUGGCCCUGCUCUUGCAAGGGGAAAUGGAGACAGUAGCUGCUCCAUGACAAGCUCGGAGAGUAUCGAAACCAUGCUGGAAAGACAGACUUCCAUCACACCCUUCCCAGAUUCCAAGACAGAGAACAAUCAACAAGGAAAACAACAAUAUCAUGAGCAGCAUAACCCUCCAUCCAGGGACACAGACAGCAACAGGGUUCAAUACCAAGAAACUCAGGCUGAACAGUCUUCAGAGGCCUUACUUAAGCAGUAUUUCCAAGGACUGAAUGGUUCUGUUACAUCAGAGAAAUGCCAGACCAAUCCAGAAUCUGUGAAUCAGCUGCACCAAGUCCAGAGCAGCAGAAUAAUAGCUGAUGCUUCCUCUUACUCUCCGCAGAUUGAGAGGAAACGAGAUGCCUGUCUGUCAGAGCCAAACAGAGACAAUCCUGCACAACAAAAAACUUCUGUUUGUCGAAGUCUCUCUGAGAACUCUUCACAGUCACCAACUUUACAGAGGAAUUUGUGUAAUGCUACGUUAGCUCACAGAAGAGACAUCAGUAAUAAUGGUCCCAAACAGGAAAAAUCUCCCACACUGAAUAGGAACACAUUAACACCAACGCAUGAUAGCAGAUAUCUCAAGAACAAUACCAUGAAACACUCCCAGACUCUACCAGACUCAUACAAGAUUCAGAGAAAUUUGGGAUCAUCUUUGAAGUCACCCCAGUCACCUGGGUCAGGCAGGAAUGCAGUUGCUUUUUCAAAACAGUCAGGGUCCAUCAACAAGACAUCACAGUUUCCAAAACCUUUAACUGGUGGUAUUGACCAGUCUGGGAGCUCUCCAAUUCCAUCUGGAAGUUGGAAAGUCCCCGUGCAGCCAAGUACUGGUGGAAAUCAGCUAAGCCCUCACCAUCGAACAAAACACAGUAGUGGAGUCUGGCAUUCGGCCCAGUCCCCUGUCCUACCAAACAGACACAGAAAUUUAACUUAUCCAAGACCCCACAGGCACCUCUCAGAACCUAGUAGCAGAAAUGCCAAAGGAGACCAGAGUUGUCAUACAGGGGCUCCUCACGGUAUUAGACCACCCAAUAGCUUCCCAGUGGAGCUGACCAGUCCAACGGUUGGUAAACAUCGUCAGAGCUCAUCUGCACCAACCAGCCCUUCAACUGAAUGCUUAACUGCCCGAAUGCAUCAGCGAAACAUUGCUCGGAAGAUGUCACCUCGUGUUCGUAAACCUGAAACCAGCCAACAGAAGCACAGGGACAAAAUACCAACACUCUCAGGAAAUGAAAAGAAAGCCCUUCAGCAGACAAGUAACAUGUCUGCAGGUGCGCCUGAACCAGACGUCAGUGGUGUUAGUGGUGAUGUGAGAACUCAGAAAUCAAGAGAAGAUGCACCAAGUAGACCUUCAGAUCUCCUCCUUCCAUCCAAAGAGAUCAGUAAUCAUAAACCAUCAGAUACUAUCCAACAUCGGCAAAACUCUGAAGUAGAUGUCUCAAACAGCAAAGCCAUACCAGAUAACAGAGAUCUGAUAACCUCUGAAAUGCAGGUUCCAGUGGCUAACAGGUCACAAACAAAUCCAGAAGAGAACAGGAGACAGCACCAGGAUGCUGAAAAUUCAACCCAGAGCAGAGAUAAAUUUGAAGAGGUCCUCCAAGCCCAUGAUAACAGAAAUGAGCGAGAGAGUUACACCGAGAUUGAGAAUGUUAUCAUAGCGUAUUCAUCACAGGGUGACAACCAAAACAACCUGCCGGAUUCCAAGCUUGAUGAAGUUUUAUUUAAUUCUUCCAGUAAUGAUGCUUCAGAGAGUGCAACAAAACAAGAUGAGGCACAAAGUGUCAAGGCCUUAGAAGAGAAAAUGCAGCAAAAUAACCAGAAAAGGCCAGGACCAAAUUACAGUAGAAUCAGUGAAGUUGGUAGAAAGUCUCAUGACAAUCGAGUGGGAUCUUUCAUGAGAGCGACUUCUCUCCCAGUGGAUUCAGGAGAUUCUUGUAGGCCACCAAAUGAUGCCACAACUAAACCUUCAGUCACAAACAUUGAUGAACUACCAAUCCGUGGCUUCAAUGCAUCAUUAGAGGCUGCCAUCACUCCAAAGACCAGUAGCCAAUCAGACCAAACCCAGUAUCCUGAUACCAGAAAAGAACAGGAAACACCUAACAUGAGACUCCCCAGAAGUAGUGGCAAACCUUUUACAUCAACUCCUUGCCAGCAAACAAACAGUGCUGUUACAGAAGGAGACUGUAACAAUGAGGGCAAAUCCUCCGGAAAACUAACAGCAGAAAAACCUGAUACAGACAGCACGAAGAGACACAGUCCAUUUCACAUUGGAACUCUUGGAUCCUCUCCAAGGCUACCGGGAAGGCACCAAUCAGCUGCAGUCCAUCUGGAGAGUCAGAGGAGAGUUGUGAGUGAUCCAGCAUGCCAGCACAGCUUGUCGUACGAGUCGCUGCAAUCCAACCAAUCAGAGGGCUCGGCAGAUUGGGGGAGUCCGGUGAGGAAUGGAGCCACCCCAAAGAAGCCAGCAACCCCAUUGGUGGGUCUCUUUCUCCAUCCAUUGAGUGAGAUUCUGUGGAGUGGUUCAGACAGUGAUGACGAGGAGGAAAAUGUUAACUUUGUGGAGAUGUGGAAGGCACGCAACUCUUCCCCAAUGAAACUACCAGACUGGAACCCAAGGAAGAGUGUUGAAGACUACAAGAAGAAGAUGCAGGAGUCUCUGUCAAGUAACUCAGAGAGGCCAGACAGCGUGACUUCCUCCACGUCCAGUGAGCAGUGGCUUCUCAACUAUCCUCUUGACAAGAUCUCACCACCGACGAGUCUGACCAGACCCUCCAAAACCAACGGCAGAAAGGAGCCAGUCAGAAGCAGCUCCGUGAAGAACUCAGAGUCCAAGACUCAGGAAGGCAAAGCCUCCCUGAGCAGCUCCAAGUCAGCACCUGCCACUAAAACCAAUGGCUCUUUGAAGAGAAAUGCGGGUGUGGGCAAGAAAACCAGCGGAGGUGAUCGAAUCAAGUCUUCCGGCAGUGAUAAUAGUAGCCUGGGAGAGAACUCAAUGAUGGCAGACUUUGUGUCCAGUAUCAUGACAGAGAUCUCUGCUGGAGAGUUCGGCAAGAGCUGUAUCAGUCUGGACUCGGGUCUUAAGGACAAGAAGAAAGCUCCAAAAAUGGGCAUAUCAGAACAACGAAUCAAUUCCAAUACGAGGGCCAAGUGUAAUUCACUGCCCUCUAACCAUUCACAGUUCCUCUCGCUGUCCAUCCAGAGCAGCCCCAAAAGUCCUCAAGCACCCACUAAACCAGUCACUAAAACUCUGUCAGCAUCAUCAGGAUCAAAACAAAUCAAGUCCAAAUUCAAAGAAACAAGACGCAAGAGUUCAUUGUCAGGAAUCCCCAAAGCUGUUACAGAGAAGAAUUUCAAAUUGUACAAAGGACAAUCCUCGAGGAAGUCAGAUCAGCAGGUGAAACAACAAGCAGAGGCCACUACCAAGGAAGAUCCCAACGACUAUAAUCAAGUCAAGAAAAGAGAGCCCAAAGGAAGAAGCCGUAUCCCCAAACUCAUCAGGAAUAGCUUCCGGAGUCAAAAGUCAGAGAACCCUGGCAAGAAGAAGACUCCAAAGGGCAGUAAGAAGGCAUCCCUUGAUGAUCAUAAAAUCCAGAUGACAUGCAAUGUGCCUGGUGAACAGAGCAGCAACACUGAACAGGGAGGUGCCCAGUCACAGGCCUGGAUGCGACGCGAUGUCCGUAGAGGGAGGUCUCCUCUCGAACCCAGAGGGAGCAAAGAUGCCAAGAAAUCUGUAGAAUCCAGACUUGUCAGUGCAGAAAUGCCUUACAUUGAUGACACGGGCGCGAGUCCAGUCAAGCCAUUGGGUUGUGAAAAAUGCAACUUGUGUUCCAACGGAGAACAGAUCAGCAGUGAUUGCUCUCACGCUCAUCAGGCGCGAAAGAACACAGGCACAGGCGAGGCUACCCAUUCUGAUGAUCAUGUCAAUCUCUCAGUCAACAAUGUCUGGAAAAAGAACAAUCAAUCAAAUACCGACUGGAAUUCCCCAAAGUCCUCACUUGAUGCUGCCAACCAGAAACUAAUACAUGACAUUGAGCAGGGUCAUCUCUGCAGUGACUCUGAAUGCCAACUCACAUCAAGGACCUGGGCACCGCAACUCAACAGUAACAACAAGGGCAGUUACGAGAGAAGUCUACAGACAAGAGAACCAAUGGAAGGAGGGAAGGAGGAAAUGAGAACAUCAGGGAAACAGUACAAAGUGCCACUGGUUAAUGAAGACAUGAUGGAGGACUUUGAUGUGGAAGAGCUGUGUGAUGAAGAAUCAGAAGAUGCAAGGGAGAACUCAGCUCAGCUUAGUGAGAAGGAAAGAGCCAAUCUCCUGGACUCGUUGUUUGAGAGUGAAACAGAUGAGGAGGAGGAAGAAGGAAGGGAGAGCCUUGAUACAUCCUCAGACAGCCAUCCAGAUGAGAAACAGUUCCUUAAACUCUUAGGAGGAGACAGAGCAUCUGGCUGGAAGCGUCAAGUUGUUCGUCCCCAAGCCACCUACUGUCACGUUUCUAUCUUGCAGCUGGAUCUGCAGGCAUUGUACACACGGUUUGGUGACAAAGAGAAGGAAGCACUCUCCAGCUUUGGCUUCUUGAAAGGGGAGGAUUUUAAGUUAGAGAACACAGUCACACCCAUGCCAGCUCAGAUCAAUAAUAAUGCCAACAACUUACAAUUUGCAUUGGAUGAGGUCGCUGCCCCCAAUCAGAGCCAAGACCAGAGACUUCAGGUUUCAGCAUUUAGCCAGCCGUUUGAUGAGAGUUUAUCAGUUAGUGAUGACGUAUCAUGUUACAGCCAGUCGUCAUCAACGCCAAGUCUGUCAUUACAUGACUGAAGGAAUAAUCCUUAAAAUGUCACAAGGAUUUGGAAGCAGAAAUAGACAUGCACAGAAUAGUUACUUUGUUUAGCAAAAGCUGCAUUGUAAGAAAACAUGAGUAUAUCAGUUAACCUAUGUUUGUUUACCGAGCAAAUCUUGAAGUCCGGAUUUUUUUUUUCUUUUGGCAUUGCAUAUGAAAUAAUCCUUUUUAUUUUGUUUUCUUUUUGUCUUUACUUUGAAGGAAAAAUUAUGAAUUAUUUCAAAAAAUACAAAGGGUCAUUCUGUUCACAUGUAUCAGAAAAAGUAGAAAGCUGGAAAAAUUAUGGAAGAAUUAUUGAUUUUCAGAAGUAUUGGGUUUUUAUAAGCAUUAGGUAUUACAGUUCAGUUAAACAGACUACUUGUUUAGGACAGUGGUUAUAGAUUUCUUCACUGAUGAAUGAGUUGAUCUGAAGACACACUUGUCACAUGAAGGAGCAUUCCAGUGACCAUGCACCAUUACAUACCUCUUAGAAUGUGUGCCUAGCUAUGCUCAGGUUAUGACUUUCAGCCGUUAACGGCUGAAGACUUUGUGGUCGUUGGUGAUAUUUGUUUGAAGACCUUUCUCAUAUUACCUAAAAAACAACACUAGAGGAUCCUUUGCUUUGUGAUGUUGUUUUUAAACAAGAAAAUCCACAUCCUCCUUGAGUGAUCCCUGUUAGCCACUUCCCAGGUUGCAUUGUGUAAUUGGGGAGUGAUCCCUAGCUGUGUGGUUUAAUGGCUUCUGACUAGCGCCCCCCCCCGGGCAAAGAUAUUGACAAAUGGAUAGAGCCACCAAUGUAGGGCUGGAUAGUUCAGUUCGUAGAGCAUCGAUAUGGUAUUCCGGAGGUCACAGGUUCAAAUGCCACUCUGGUCAAUUUCUUUGUUCAUCUUUAUAAUCAUGUGUAAGCACCAAGUGAGUUUCCCUAUAUAGUUUGUUUCAUGGUUUAUAAACACAGUUAUCCUGUUUGUUUUUUAGGGUUCAGUUUGGUAAUUUAUGAUGAGUUAUUUUCAAAAUUGUAAAUUGCAAACAUGUUCUGGACACAUUUAAAAGUCGAGUUUUCACAAAGUUGAUUGCCUUCUGAAAUAACAUUUAAGCUUGAUGAUUUGAGUUGAGAGAGAAGACAAGUGCAGGCAGAUUUCCUUCCUAGUGUGUGGUGCACUAAGCAAAAUUAUUAUACUACUCAGUAUGCCACAAACAUUCAUUGAAAAACAGUGGUUGAAAUUACUCAAAGUCCUUUGAAUCGUUGAACUCACUUGCUUUCAACUUGUGCAAUCAUGGCAUUAGCUUUCUGUGGGCCAAGUCAUUUAUCUGUCAAGUGUAUUUAUUUUAUUGGGAUCUAAGUAUUACUUAAUUGCUUUGAGCAAUUGGAUUCUGGUUAUGCUGGAAAUGAUUUGUGUUGUCUGCAAGUACCUUCUAACUGCUCUAACGUUCAUCCAGAUUCCUGAUCUGUAAUAGUCUUAGAUUUCAUGAUAGUGUCCAGAUGGCAUAUCAUUGACUGUGAUCUUGUCUGAAAGGCAUAAAAUCCUGAGGGCGAGUACAAGUAAUCUUUGCUCCACAAAAGCAUUUUUUACUGGUCUUGUCACUGAACCCUUAUGUGGACAUUUUUUAAAUAACAGAAUGAAGCUCUUGAAAAUUAUUUUUGUGAGUUUGGAAAAUUUUUGAUAUGCAGAUAUCUCCACGAAUGAAAAUUUUGCGUUUACUGCCUACCUCUGUUCUGCUUUUUAAGUAUUACAUAAAGUUACACAUUACUGUAUUUGUAAUUCAUAACCUUGUGUUCAUUUAUUUAUUUGUUUUGCCCACAGCAUGUCCAAAGCUGCUUUAUCAUACUUUGUAUACAUGUACAUUUGUAAAUUCUAUAUUUGAUUUAUGCACGGUGUGCUGUAUUUAUAACUAGGAAAACAUCACUGACACAUGGAAAUUUUUUUUUAAAACGGUUGUCGUGGCAUAGGAUAUUGUUGUCAAGGGUAAGGGUGGAUUUGUGUUGACAAACAGAACUGUGAAAGACUGUGAAAAAAAAAUCUAGAAUUCAUCAUUCAGUUGACUGUUGGCAAGUUUAUGCAUCUUGUCCUGUAUUCAUCUUGGUGGAAUUGGAUGAUUUGCAAUACUACGUUGUCAUUGGACAAAAACCACUGAAUUGUCGGCAGACAAUACCACUGAAUUGUCGUCAGACAGU